AUUGUCAAUUAGGGCUCGGCCAGUCUUGGCAGGAAUGUAGUCGUUCUCUGGCACUAGGGCUAAAUUAGGGCCUGCCUGUGCUCCUGGAAGAUCGAAGGUCCAUAAUCCGCACGCAGCAGAAUGCGAACCCUCGAGCAGGGGAUGGAUGGCUGUCGCGCAAACUGUCACCCCGACGAAAAUGUCUGGCUCCGUUCUCGUUGCCUGCCUGCCUGCCGCAACCGGAUGCUGUCGCUCGUCCACCCGGCCCUCGAGGUCGGCUGCAGCGGACAGCGAGGAUUUCUCGGUGAGCGAUAUGGCUACCGAGAAGCUCACCUGGACAAAAAAGGCAACCGAGGCUCGAGCCAAAUUUAGUGCCCUUCUUCUGAGGCAUUCAUUAUGACGAGAGCUCCUUUUGGCGAAGAAGGGGAGGGCGGUCGACAUGAUGAUCCGGAUCCGCAACGAAAUCUGCCUGGCUGGCGCAUCGGCCAAUGGCCCGCUCUCUCUUGUUGCGAUUCUGUGAGCCUUUUGGACAAGGAGGCAGAAUCCCUGGAGUGAUUAAUCCUGCCAUUAUGAAAUCCCGAGCUAGAGGCCAAAUGCGGAAUCUUCUGAUGCUUCUGAUUUCCCCUUCGCUGUAUUACUCGGUUUUGGGCAUCUUCUGAUGCCAGUUAUUAUCUUAAUCUCGGGAUUCAGUAUGCCGCGACCCAUUGCGUCCUCGGGCUCAAGGACCUGGAGGUCGAGGCAACGAGCGACAUGAAUUGAAAGCCCAGCUCAGAAAAACGGCGAGUUCUCCUCCAGCUUCUGCCUGCUUUCUCCUUCGCACUGCUGCUGCUGCUGCUGCUGCAGCUGCUGAGCAAUAUUGAGCAUUAAUGCGAGAUCAUGUCGGUCGUCAAUCAGACGUGCAGUGAAUCGAAGCCUACGGAGUUUCAGACACUGAAUGCGGCCGGAUGAGCAUCCCAUGUUUCCGUUCUAAUGGUGCUCUAGGCACACUUAUUUCGCUCUACACGUUCGAGCCCUGCAUCGCCAUAACCACGUCCGUGACGCUAGAUCGACAUCUCCAAAUCUCAUUACAGCCCAAGCUUGCUUCUCUCUCCAUUCUCGAAUUAAUUGUCUCUUCGCUCCUCUUAACAUUAACGUCCUCUCCAGGGCACACUUCAAUAAAGUGGGUGAAUUACAACUCCAUCGAGCUACUUGGACAGGAGCUGCCCCCCGUUCCCAGGAUCCAAGGCACGAUUGUGCAUUAGACAGCCUACAAAUUAAAUCCGAACCCGAAGAGUCUAGCAGAGGCAGUUAAUUGUCCAUUACACUCCAGGGAGCAGGCAACAUUCUCGAGCUGAAUUAAUGGUUUUAGUGCUCUCCCUGAAACAUGAAUGGUUCAGUCAUGCAGUUACUUGUUGCAGUUUUGGCCAGCAAGCUGAAGGAUGCUGGUGGAAGAGCAAAGGAGUAUCAGAGCACGAGCACCGUUCCUUCAAGUUUCUUCAUGCCACGAAGAAAAUGUUGACGGAUAGAACAUUUAAGGGAGACUCUGCCUUCACAUCCCAAGCAUGGACAUCAAGAAGUGGCAUCUUAUCGAUCACAAACCCGAGAACGUAGCAUUGGUGGACAGAGUGCUUAACUAUCUAAAUCCUUUCCGGUGAAUUCUCACUGGUAAUCAAUAACCUAUCACUAAAAAACUCGUCAAAGAUGAUUCUCUUCGUGAUAAAUAUCAUAUCACACACCUCAGUACAUGGUCCAAGGAUGCUACCAAAGAGGUUCAAUAUAUUAAAUCCAAAGCUAAAAGGCUGAUGAGUUAUUACUCGAUUGCCAGCAAUCAAACGACACAUAGAAUUAGUGACGUGCAGAACUUAUUCUCCGGGUUGAGUUACACAUGCGGUAGGUAAUUAGGAGUACACCCCAACUUUCUACAGUAGAAGCGUGUACCCAUGGCUCUGCUCAUGUAGAGCAAUGGAUCAGGUGAUGCUUUUCGGAAUGUUACCAUACACACUUCCAUCUAGAUCGUUUGGUGAUGCUUUGUUUGAUACUGAUGUAAUGUGUAGACAUCAGUGCCUAGAUAAUCAGAACAUGCUACUGCAGGUCAGAUGCUUGUCGUCGUGAUUAUAUCAGACGUAGCCUUAUCCUACCCCUCCUGUGUCAUCCACGUAAGACUUGAUGGGUCCUCCCG
This is a messenger RNA of Marchantia polymorpha subsp. ruderalis, 2137 nucleotides long. Lineage: Eukaryota; Viridiplantae; Streptophyta; Marchantiopsida; Marchantiales; Marchantiaceae. The record is from the annotation of a GenBank genome assembly.